Molecule: messenger RNA, 603 nt
Organism: Tetranychus urticae (two-spotted spider mite)
Lineage: Eukaryota; Metazoa; Arthropoda; Arachnida; Trombidiformes; Tetranychidae
Source: RefSeq, a predicted model, not a curated record
UAGGUUAUUCACAAUGACAGUGCGUUUGAUCAAACUAGCUACUCCGGAAGAAAUUACAUUUGAUCAAAUUUGAUUUCAGUUAUUGGAUAACAAACUUGCUUUAUUUGUUUUUAUAUUUUGGUAAAUACAAUUUAAAAGAGUAAAUACAAUUAAUUAUAAAUUAUAUAGAUUUGUGCAUCAAAUAGAUCAACAAUGAUUCGAUAUCAACUAUUUUUAAUAUGCUCGGUGUUAACAAUUGCUCUACCAGUUAACAUUAUAGCUCAAAGUCCACUCGGUUAUCCAUAUCUUGGCCUGCAAUACAACCCUUACACUAGUCCACUUUUUGGUUAUGGUCUUGGUCCUCAAUAUGGAACUCUUUAUGGUUCCCUGGCAUCCAAUUACUUGUACGGAAAUUCAGGACCAUAUGGUGGUGUUCCAGCUUAUGCUGGUUAUCCUGGAGGAUAUGGUGUUUAUGGUGGUUUUGGAGCCCUUGGUUAUGGUACUCAUGGUGUGGUUGACAAUUAUAAACAAUAUUAUGGCUAUGGAUAUGAGCCAUAUGACUACAAAGCUCGUUCAAGCCCUGACACCCCAACACAAGAUACAAGUCGAGCAGCAUCUCAGUAA